Molecule: messenger RNA, 1431 nt
Organism: Astrephomene gubernaculifera
Lineage: Eukaryota; Viridiplantae; Chlorophyta; Chlorophyceae; Chlamydomonadales; Astrephomenaceae
Source: the annotation of a GenBank genome assembly
CGUGACUUCAGUCCGCAGCAGCUGGCGGGUGUGGUGUGGGCACUAGCGGUGAUGCAGGCAGUCAACAGUCCGCCCUUCAGGGCCGCAUGGGCCGCGCUGCUGCGUGCCGCACCGCAGCUGCCCGCCUCUGAGCCCGUGCUGACGCAGGUGUGGCAGGCGGCACUUGCACUGCACCUGGAGGGGGAGGGGGCGGGGGAGGGACAGCAGGCGGCGGGAGCAGGAGGGAGAGGGGCAGAAGCAGGGACAGCACAACAACAGCAGCAACAGCAGCAGUCCUCCGGCGGCGGCAGCAACCGUAACCGCAGCAGCAGCAGCAGCAGCUCCACCACAGAGGAUGUGAUCGCAUCCGCGCUGGCAGCUGCAACAGCCGCCGCCUCCUCCUCCGCUGCCUCCGGCCCAGCACUCUCCCCUUCCUCCUCCUCCUCCCCCCUACCCGGGCCACCAGACCCCGCCGCAGUCCGCAGUCUGCUGCUCCGAGCUGCCGCCACCUUCCAGGCCGCCAGCAGCGGUCUGCGGCGCCGCGUGCAGAGCAGCUACCAGCGGCAGAUGGCCAACACGCUGUCGGCGCUGGGGCACCUGACGUUGAUAGAAGACAACAGUGCAGGCGGCUACUCCGUAGACAUAUCGCUGCCCGCUCUGCGAGUGGCGGUGGAGGCGGACGGACCCACCCACACCGGCCGCAUCCCCGGCUCCCCCCGCCCCACCCACACCGGCAGUCCUGGAGGGGCCCGGGGGGGCCCAGCCCAGCAACCCCCCCAGUCCCAGCAACCUACUUCGCCCCACCACUACUACGCGGAACUGGGCGCUACUGCCAUGAAGCGGCGCCACCUGCGGGCGAUGGGCUGGCAGGUGGUCAAUGUGUCGUACAAGGAGUGGGACCGACUGACCUCCAGCGAGGCGAAACGGGCCUUCCUGCAGGAGCGCAUCAACCAAGCUCUGCUGGAGGGGGUACGCGAGGCGGUGGCGGCUGCCGGGGGAGAGGAGGGGCGGGAGAAGCGACAUGAAGUCGCGUGACCCGUGGGUCGGAUAGAAGCACAGAACGGAUAUGAAAGUUGAGAGCAGUUAAGAUGAGGCUCUUUGGUGGCUAGCCGCGCGGCCUAACACGGCCGCAAGCAGUUCAACUGUGGAGUUAGCUUACCUUUGUUCGUUGUUCGGGAUGUGUGUGUAAGAGCGUACCGGUAACAGAGCUGCAAUGCUGCCACACAGCAAGUGUGCAUGCAAGUACGGUAUGCCCCGAUACGUCUCUAGACACCGGAGCACUGUGCGGAGGCGGACCUCGCGUGUGCAAGAGAGGCCGUGUGCGAACUGCGCAGGCAGAAGAAUGAGAGAGGCGCUGGGGGCGGACGGUGCUCCGGAGCCCAGACGAGCCCAGCCCCUGUGAGGCUGUGGAAGACACUGGUUGGAGUGCCCGCUGAAAACUGAGGAAAGGGC